Molecule: messenger RNA, 3648 nt
Organism: Tripterygium wilfordii
Lineage: Eukaryota; Viridiplantae; Streptophyta; Magnoliopsida; Celastrales; Celastraceae
Product: ATP-dependent zinc metalloprotease FTSH 12, chloroplastic
Exons: 19
Coding region: 132-3143 (1003 amino acids)
Biological process (GO): protein-containing complex assembly; embryo development ending in seed dormancy; mitochondrial protein processing
Cellular component (GO): m-AAA complex; chloroplast thylakoid membrane
Molecular function (GO): ATP hydrolysis activity; metalloendopeptidase activity; ATP-dependent peptidase activity
Source: RefSeq, a predicted model, not a curated record
UGUGUUUUGGACCUUGUGGUGUCUUCCAGUUUCAGAUAAACCUCAAAAACCCCAGAGGUGGAGUUUCUGGGGGGAGAGAUAAACUGCUAACUGUCCACUUCUCUCACUGUUUCAGAAGGAGAGAACCAUAGAUGGAGUUAACAGUCCCAUACAAAGCAAAUCCACUUAUCUUCUCUGCAACUCCACCCACGAAAAUUCUUUCACCUUCAUUUCUCAACCAAAUACCCACAAAGCGAAGACUCAGAUAUUGUCGCCAAAAGACCCUAUUUAGAGUUUAUUCAUCUAUAAAUCCAAAUGGGUCUGAUGGGUUCUCUUGGCUGAGCUUGGCUGGUUCUGUCCGACGUGGGUCGGACCGGUUCUUCUCCAGACUGCGUGAAUCUGUGAAGCAGGAAGCUGGGUUUGACUUAAGUCAGUCCAAUGCCAAGAUCGGCGAGUUAUUAAAUGGAGUUAAGGAAGGGAUCAAGAAGGGUGAGGCUCUAUUGGUUCGGUUCAGGACCGAGAUGGUGCCCCGGUUUGUGAGUUGGAAUAGUUGGGAGCUCUGGAAGGAUGUCAAGAAUUGGGAGCCUAAACGAAUAGGAGCCUUGGUGCUAUAUAUUGUUCUAAUGGUGUUUUCUUCUCAAAGAGUUUAUAUGGCAAUUCGAGCUCCUUAUCUAAAUCGACAGAGGAAAGAGUUAGCAGAGGCUUAUAUGGAGGCUUUGAUUCCUGAACCUUCUCCUAGCAAUAUUAGAAAGUUUAAGAAAGGUAUGUGGAGGAAGACAACACAAAAGGGCUUGAAACUGAAAAAAUUUAUCGAAGGACCUGAUGGAACGCUGAUUCAUGAUAAUACUUAUAUUGGCGAAGAUGCAUGGGAUGAUGAUUCAGAGCAUUCUCAGAACAAUGUUAAACAUAUUAUUGAGAAUGAUGAAAGAUUAAAACCAGAAGAGAAGAAAGCACUUAGUGAAGAUCUUAGUAUUUCAGGUGAAGUCCAAGAAAGUAAAGGAACAUGGCGUGAGAGGCUUCAAACAUGGAAGGAAAUCCUUAGAAAGGAGAAGCUGGCUGAGCAAUUAGAUUCCUCGAAGGCCAAGUAUGUAGUUGAGUUUGACAUGAAAGAAGUUGAAAACAGUCUCCGGAAAGAUGUGGUGGAAAAGGUAACAGACACACAGGGAACCCGAGCUUUAUGGAUAUCUAAGAGAUGGUGGCGCUAUCGCCCUACGCUUCCUUACACUUAUUUUCUUGACAAACUUGAUUCCUCUGAGGUUGCUGCUGUUGUCUUUACAGAGGACCUGAAAAGACUCUAUGUAACCAUGAAAGAAGGUUUUCCACUGGAAUAUGUUGUCGAUAUACCCCUUGAUCCAUAUUUGUUUGAGAUGAUAUCAAGUUCUGGAGUUGAAGUCGAUCUUCUUCAGAAGCGGCAGCUUCAUUAUUUCUUGAAAGUUGUGAUGGCUUUGGCUCCCGGACUACUGAUUUUGUGGCUAAUUAGGGAGUCUGCAAUGCUUCUACAUAUCACGUCUAAGCGCUUCCUUUACAAGAAAUAUAAUCAACUUUUCGAUAUGGCUUAUGCUGAAAAUUUCAUCUUGCCAGUUGGAGAUGUAGGUGAAACAAAAUCAAUGCAUAAGGAGGUGGUACUUGGCGGUGAUGUCUGGGACCUUCUUGAUGAGAUAAUGAUUUAUAUGCGAAAUCCCAUGCAGUACUAUGAAAGAGAAGUGAAGUUUGUUCGGGGUGUUCUUCUAUCGGGACCUCCUGGUACAGGGAAGACACUUUUUGCACGGGCACUGUCUAAGGAAAGUGGAUUGCCCUUUGUUUUUGCUUCUGGUGCAGAGUUUACUGAUAGUGAAAAAAGUGGUGCUGCAAGGAUCAAUGAGAUGUUUUCCAUUGCACGAAGAAAUGCGCCUUCUUUUGUGUUUGUGGAUGAAAUUGAUGCCAUUGCUGGAAGGCAUGCAAGAAAGGAUCCGCGGAGGAGGGCAACAUUUGAGGCACUGAUUGCGCAACUUGAUGGGGAGAAGGAAAAGACUGGCGUAGAUCGGUUUUCACUUAGACAAGCGGUAAUAUUCAUCUGUGCUACCAACAGGCCAGAUGAAUUGGACCUAGAAUUUGUUCGUCCUGGACGUAUUGACCGUCGUUUAUACAUUGGGUUGCCUGAUGCUAAUCAACGAGUGCAAAUUUUUAAUGUCCACAGUGCAAGAAAGCAGCUUGCUGAAGAUGUAGACUUUAGGAAGCUUGUUUUCCGUACUGUUGGUUUUUCUGGGGCAGAUAUUCGGAAUCUUGUCAAUGAGGCCGCGAUAAUGUCGGUAAGGAAAGGCCGUACAAAGAUUUACCAGAAAGACAUUGCUGACGUGUUGGAUAAACAAUUGCUUGAAGGUAUGGGAGUGCUUCUCACGGAGGAAGAACAACAGAAAUGUGAACAAAGCGUGUCCUUUGAGAAAAAGAGACUUUUGGCUGUACACGAGGCUGGCCACAUUGUAUUAGCUCAUUUGUUUCCCCGCUUUGAUUGGCAUGCUUUUUCUCAGCUCCUGCCUGGUGGCAAGGAAACUGCAUUAUCUGUGUUUUAUCCCAGGGAAGACAUGAUAGACCAAGGUUAUACGACCUUUGGCUACAUGAUGAUGCAAAUGGUGGUAGCUCAUGGUGGGCGUUGUGCAGAACGCGUGGUGUUUGGUGAUGACAUAACAGAUGGCGGAAGUGAUGACCUUGAAAAGAUAACAAAGAUUGCUAGAGAGAUGGUAAUUAGCCCUCAAAAUGCAAGGUUGGGGCUCACGGUCUUGACAAAAAGACUUGGACUGGUGGAUCGACCUGACAAUCCAGAUGCUGGUUUGAUAAAGUAUAAGUGGGAUGACCCCCAUGUGAUUCCUGCCGAUAUGACACUUGAAGUAUCUGAGUUAUUCACCCGAGAGCUCACGAGGUACAUUGACGAAACAGAAGAGCUUGCACUGAAUGGCUUGAAGGACAACCGGAACAUACUGGAUGUGAUCACAAAGGAGCUAUUGCAGAAGUCAAGGAUAACUGGAUUGGAAGUUGAAGAGAUAAUGAAGGGACUCUCUCCAAUUAAGUUUGAGGAUUUUGCGAAGCCAUUCCAGGUCGACCUAUCAGAGGAUGGAGCAUUGCCUCACAAUGAGAAGCUGCGUUACCAACCACCAGAGAUAUAUCCUGCGCCACUCCACAGAUGUUAGAAGUGUUCAGGGAUUCCAUAUUACGUAAUCUGAGAUCCUGGCAUCUAAACAAGGCUGUGCUGCUUAGAUAGGAGUAUGGAGAAGAUUUUACUGCCCCAUUAUUGAAAUCCAUCAGCCCUAAUGUUCACAGCACAUCGAAACGUUAUAUUUAAAGCUGCAGAAGCAUGUUAGGGGAGGAGAAUUUUAGGAGUACUUUCAGCAGCCAGGUUAAAAGUUUUGGAAGAAAACAUUUUUACAUCCUCGAUUAGAGCUAGUUGUUUCAAUGGGACCGAAUAGGAUGCUUCUCAUUAGUUUCGACUUAUGAUUAUUGGUUAAUCUUCUGGUUAAAUUUGUUAAGUUUUGAUAUAAUGCUGGUUGACAUAUACCAAAUAUAGAGAUUUGAGUUCCUUGGGUAGGCCUUGUAAUAUAGAGUGGAAGAACAUGUACCUGUGAAGGUAGUCAAGUGAAGUGAACUACAUUCAUAACACAACUAUUCUAUCAGAUGAUAUUGACAGUGUAUUUUUCA